CAACUAACAGGAAGCCUCCUGCAAUUUGAACUGUCGAUAAAUGUGAGCACGAGGUGGCCGUCAUCGGACCCUCCCCCUGCGUGUCCAUAGACCAGUCUGCACUCUAGCAAACACUCCCACUUCAAACAACACUCUGGCAGUACCAGUACGUAUCCCUCCUUCUGUCCCCACACGCAAAUUCCAUUUUCACACCGGCUGCCUACUCCAGGCAUGGCUGACGGCUGUACCCAGUCAUGGCACUGCGACAUUACACCCUCGACUUCAACCUCUCAGCGCCAGCAGACUGUCCAACGACUGUGCAUGGGCUGCAGUCUAUAUUUCAAGAACAGGAAAUGACAGAGACUGUCCAUGACACUGAGGGACAUGGAUAUCUUGCUACCUUCAUUGGCAAGAAUGGCAGGUUGGUUAUUCUGCGUGUGACCGCCCUUGGCCUGCUUACCAUUGAUCUGCAGUGUUGUGAAGGAGAUAACAUUGUACAAGUAGAGAAUCUUUUGAAUACACUGGAAGAGAAGCUGAGAAGUCUCCUACAUGGAAACAUUAAGAGGGUCAAGAGGCUCCCAGCUCUGACACGAGGUGCAGCUGUUGAUCGAUACUGGCCCACAGCAGACGGCAGGCUGGUGGAGUAUGACAUAGAUCGGGUUGUAUAUGAUGAGGAUUCUGCAUACCAGAACAUAAAGAUCAUGCACUCACGGCAGUUUGGCAAUAUCCUGAUCCUCAAUGGGGAUGUUAAUCUAGCAGAGAGUGACCUGCCCUACACACAGGCCAUCAUGGGCAGAGGGAAAGAGAACUAUGCAGGGAAGGAGGUGCUGAUCUUAGGAGGCGGUGAUGGAGGAAUUCUCGCAGAGGCCGUCAAACUCAAGCCAAAGAUGAUCACCAUGGUGGAGAUCGACCAAAUGGUGAUUGAUGGGUGUAGAACACAUAUGAGGAAGGCAUGUGGAAGUGUUCUGGAUAACCUGAAGGGAGAAUGUUACCAGGUGUUGGUAGAGGACUGCGUUCCUGUUCUAAAAAAGUAUGUUGAGGAAGGGAAGACGUUUGAUUACGUCAUCAAUGACCUCACAGCGGUCCCCAUCUCCACAGCGCCAGAGGAAGACUCUACAUGGGAGUUCCUACAGCUUAUCUUGGAUCUCUCAAUAAAAGUACUGCGUCCUACUGGGAAGUACUUCACACAGGGUAAUAGUGCCAAUCUGACUGAGACACUGGCUCUUUAUGAGGAGCAGCUGGGAAGGCUCUCAUGUCCUGUAGACUUCUCCAAGGAAGUGGUGUGUGUGCCCUCUUAUAUGGAACUGUGGGUUUUCUACACCAUUUGGAAGAAGUAAAGAGGCCCCCCAGUCUCCUCCGUACGCUGCCUGCCGGAAUGUGAAAACUGUCCACCCCCCCAUUGUCCUCCGUCGCACUGAGGGGAGAGAUGACCCCCUCCCCAUCUCUACUCACACUGUUUUAUUAUCCUUCCAUGUCCAACUCUCUCUUAAACCCCUUUUACAUCUUAGUUGUAUUAUUUUAUGUCCAAACUUACAAGAGAUUGUAUUUCUGUUAGUUGGAUAUUUUGAAUUGGGCUGUUGUUUUUGCGUGUGCCCUCCAGGGAGAGCGUGGGGCUGACCGUGUAGGGCUGCCGCCACUGGUCUAGGGUUUAGACUUCUCUGACUAUAACCUGGACCCAGACCUUUCUAGGGUUUAGAAUUCUCUGACUGUUGUGUAGUUGUCAUGCCAUACAUGUUACAUGUCUUAUACAUGGCAGGGCAACAAUUCUCAGAGGAGUUGGCUAAAUAUCAUACAGGUCUGGGACCAGGCUAUAGUCAGAGGUCUAAAGCCUAGACCGAUCUGGGACCAGUAUUUAAACACUCUUGGUACACCUACCCCUCAGGGUGUUGUUACUUUUCAAAUUUGACUUAAAACAGCACCAACAUACAAUAGGCUUUGGGGUUCUGAUUGUGUGAUAGGAUAUGUGCUCGCCGUGGUUUCAAAUGAAUGUCUGUCUGCGUUUGAUUUUCUUCUUUUGUUGUAGCUAACUGGCUUAAGUGUGAUUUGAUUCCCAGUCCUUUCCAAGUGUGACCCUGUCCAUUCAGGCUGAAGUGUCCAAAUGGGUUUUUAAAAGGGAAAAAGGCCCUCCUUUGUGGUGGUUUCUUGCUUGUACUGCUUCAAUGUGAAUUGUGUUUUUAUUAUUUAGCACCUUUUUAGUUUCUCCUGCUGGGUCUUAUUUUACAUAUUCAGUUUAGAAUAUUUCUCUAAGUUUGUUUGGUGCAUGUGCUGGAAAUGUAAAUAUGUUUAUUGAAUGUAGCUUACCAUAUACACAGUGCAACUUCAUGCAUUUGAUCAUUAUUGUGGUGCUUUGUUAAAUGUAUUUAUUUUAUUUCACCAAAUGCUGUUUUAUCCAAAAUACCUUUUUGUUCAGCAGUGACUACCUGCUAUUAAAAAUGAGUUGGAGAAGAAAAUGUUUUUAUUUUGCUUGAUUCAGAGGAGUAUAUCAUAUCUUAGCUAGCAGUCACAACUGACAGACAAUUUGGGUGUUUCUACUAAAAGUCCAGAAUCAUACCAAUGCAAACAUGAAGAGCAAACUCACUACUUUGAAUACAGAUUUGCUUGCAGAUUUGCUUGCAUUUCCCAUGUACUUCCUUUUGAAAUUAAUUCUACCAUGAGCAAUGUUGAUUUCAAUAAACCUUCCCCUUUGUUAA
This is a messenger RNA of Salmo salar (Atlantic salmon), 2669 nucleotides long. It is a transcript of the gene spsy, whose product is annotated as Spermine synthase. Gene Ontology annotation, molecular function: spermine synthase activity. The record is from RefSeq and is a predicted model, not a curated record. NCBI's taxonomy places the organism in Eukaryota, Metazoa, Chordata, Actinopteri, Salmoniformes, Salmonidae. Gene Ontology annotation, biological process: spermine biosynthetic process.